Messenger RNA from Stegodyphus dumicola, 444 nucleotides. Its product is annotated as putative ankyrin repeat protein RF_0381. The record is from RefSeq and is a predicted model, not a curated record. NCBI's taxonomy places the organism in Eukaryota, Metazoa, Arthropoda, Arachnida, Araneae, Eresidae.
AUGGGGAGUGUAAAAUGGGUGAGUACAAUGGGGGAAUCUAAAAUGGAGAAGAAGGGAGUGGCCAAUGCAAGUUAUGCGUUAAGAAGUGCAGUUGUGGAUGCAGUACGAAUUCACAAUCACAUGGCUGUUGAUGAGGAUGAGCUUGCAAUUAUGAAAAUACAAAUUAACCAUUCCUACGGUAUUGAGGGAACAGCACUAAUGAGAGCUGUAAAAGAAGCGGCUUCCGAAACAGCACGGGCAGCUAAUUCAGCUGCAAACGAAAGUUAUUCAUUUAGAGAUUUGUGUAUGCUGUUGAUAGGUCAUGGCUGUAAUGUUAAUGCUGUUAAUAUAUUCGGUGAAUCUGCUCUGCAUUUUGCAGUUCAGACAAAGCAGGAAGAGUUAGUUCUAAAACUUAUUAUUUCUGGAAGUAACAUUGACAGGCUUGACUCGGCACUAUGCUUGUAA